GGUCCCUCGACGUCGGGUCUUUGACAGAAACGCCGCCCGUUUUCCCCGUUAGUGGGCAGGGUCGAGAGAGUGACCGCGAUUGACGUUCUCGACUCGUCCAUGAUAUUUUCUAGCUGUCAUCGAUUCUUACCCAACAUCAGCGACGAGGAGCCUUAUAGCCAGACCUUGUCGAUUUAUCUGUUCCCCCCUCGUUUCUGCCGGUUAGAACGUGUUGUUUCAUCACUUUCCACAACUCUAAUACCUCGACCCUUCCCUGCCACCUGAGAUCCUUCUCCCCGCAUCGAAAGAGCUCACGGCGUCAACGAAUAAAUCCACGGAGCCCACCAUCUACAUAGCUGUCGAGACGCCAUCAGACAGGCACCUCAGCUCAUUGACACCACAUCACGCCGCAAUGGCGGGCGACCAGCGCUCGAGGGGCGAGCCCUCGGAGGGCAAAUCGAGCAUCUCGCGCGACUCCGAAUCCACCGAUUCCACGGCCAGCCUAGUCUUCGAGCACAUCAGCGACCGGCUCGAGAAGGAGAAGAACACGAGCAGCCGAGGCCAGCGUCAGACGGGCGGCGGCGGCGGCUACCGCGACCGCGUGUCCGAGUUCGACGACGAGGACCCGCUCAACACGAACGGCGAUGACCUCGAGACGGGCCCCUUCCUCGCGGGCGCCGGCGCGUCCAUGUCCGGCGCCGUGGCCAGCAUUAGGAACGCCAACAUGGACAGGGGCUUUAGGCGCGUGCUGCUCAUCGUGGGCGGCUUGCUAGUCGCCGCCUGGGUCGGCGGCCUGAUCGGUUACGUCGUGUCCAAGUCGUACAAGCACCCGUCCCAGACCGAGCACGACCCCCAGGCCACGGCGCCGUCGCGCGGCAGUGGCCGCACAAUCACAAUGGACCAAGUGCGGGCCGGGCUCUGGCAGGCCAGCUCGCACUCGAUCGAGUGGAUCGAGGGCCCCGAGGGCCAGGACGGCCUGAUGAUCGAGACGGACGCCGCGGGCAAGGACUACGUCGUGAUAGAGGACGUCCGCGCCCAGAAACCCAACAGCCACGCCGCAGCGGGGACCGGCGCCGGCGCUGGCGCCGACGUGGCCAGCACGCGCACGCUCAUGAAGGCCGGUUCGUUCGACUACCGCGGCACCACGUACUGGCCCUCGGGGAUCAAGGCCAGCCGCGACCUCAAGAAGCUGCUGCUCUUCACCGACUCGGAGAGCAACUGGCGGCACUCGUUCACGGCCAAGUACUGGAUCCUCGACGUGGGCUCGCAGACGGCCGAGCCGCUGGUGCCCGAGGAGCCCGACGCCGUGGUGCAGAACGCGCAGUGGAGCCCGACCAGCGACGCCGUCGUCUUCACGCGCGACAACAACCUGUACGUCCGGCGGCUGGCCGAGCGCAAGGCCAAGCCCAUCACGACCGACGGCGGCCCGGAGCUCUUCUACGGCGUGCCCGACUGGGUAUACGAGGAGGAGGUGCUCGCCGGGGCCAGCGCCACGUGGCUGUCCGAGGACGGCAAGUACGUGGCCUUUUUGCGCACAAACGAGACGGGCGUGCCCGAGUUCCCCGUGCAGUACUUCAUGUCGCGGCCCAGCCGCACCAAGCCCGCGGCCGGCGAGGAGACGUACCCCGAGGUGCGCCAGAUCAAGUACCCGCGCGCCGGGUCGCACAACCCCGUCGUCGACCUGCAGUUCUACGAUAUGCAGCGCGGCGACGUCUUCUCCAUCGACAUCACGGGCGGCUUCGCAGACGACGACCGCCUCGUCACGGCCGUCGUGUGGGCCGGCGACCGGGUGCUGAUCAAGGAGACGAACCGGGUCAGCGACGUGAUGCAUGUCGUGCUCGUCGACGUCGCCAAGCGCUCGGGCAAGACGGUGCGCACCGUCGACGUCGGCAAGGCGGACGGCGGCUGGUUCGAGAUCUCGCACAAUACGCGCUACAUCCCCGCCGACCCGGCAAAGGGCCGCGCCAAGGACGGCUACGUCGACACCGUCAUCUACAACGACGGCGACCACCUGGCCUACUUCUCCCCGCCCGAGAGCAGCGAGCCCGUGAUGCUUACCUCGGGUCCCGGCUGGGAGGUCGUGGACGCGCCGUCGGCCGUCGACCUGGCCAACAACCUCGUCUACUUUGUGGCCACCAAGGAGGGCAGCACGCAGCGCCACGUCUACAGCGUCGGGCUGGACGGCAAGGGCAUGAAGCCCUUCACCGACACGUCGGCCGAGGGCUACCACGACGCCAGCUUCUCGGCCCUGGCCGGCUACGCGCUUCUGUCGUACCAGGGGCCCAAGGUGCCCUGGCAAAAGGUGGUCAACACCCCCAGCAACCCGACAAAGUACGAGGCCACGAUCGAGGACAACGCCCGCCUGGCCGAGUACGCGCGCAAGCACGAGCUGCCCAUCCUCGUCUACGGCACCCUCAACGUCGACGGCGCCGAGCUCAACUACGUCGAGCGCCGCCCGCCGCACUUCAGCGACAAGAAGCGCUACCCCGUGCUGUUCCAGCAGUACAGCGGGCCCGGCUCGCAGUCAGUCAGCAAGCGGUUCGGCGUCGACUUCCAGUCGUACGUGGCCGCCGCGCUCGGCUACGUGGUCGUGACGGUCGACGGGCGCGGCACGGGCUUCAUCGGGCGCAAGAACCGCGUGCUGGUGCGCAAGGACCUGGGCCGCGUCGAGGCGCACGACCAGAUCGCGGCGGCGCGCCACUGGGCCUCGCUAAAGUACGUCGACGCCAGCCGCAUCGCCAUCUGGGGCUGGUCGUACGGCGGCUUCAUGGCGCUCAAGACGCUCGAGCAGGACGCGGGCCGCACCUUCAGCUACGGCAUGUCGGUCGCGCCCGUGACCGACUGGCGCUUCUACGACUCUAUCUACACGGAGCGCUACAUGCUGACGCCCCAGCUGAACCCGGCGGGCUACGAGUCGAGCGCCAUCAAGAACACGAGCGCCCUGGCCGCCAGCAAGCGCUUCCUCGUCAUGCACGGCGUCGCGGACGACAACGUGCACAUGCAGAACUCGCUCACGCUGCUCGACGAGCUCGACCUGGCCGGCAUCGAGAACUACGACGUGCACGUGUUCCCGGACAGCGACCACAGCAUCUACUUCCACAACGCCAACAGGAUCGUCUAUGACAAACUUGAGAACUGGCUGGUCAACGCCUUCAACGGCGAGUGGCUCAAGGUCAACAACGCCAAGCCCAUCGAGAAGAUUCCUCUCCUCGAGGAGGAAAAGAAGUGAAUCAUGGGGCGAGCUUGUUGGGUGGAAUGUGGCGUUUUUCUGGGCUGUGGCGUUUGCUUCGUUGGUUUUUUCUUCUCCUUUCGCCAACAUUUGCACGGCGUUCUGUGAUUUCCUUGCGGGGACCAUGUUUUAAUUGUACAAAGGCUAUCAAUACAUAUUACAAGAUACCUUUAUGAUACCACUCCUAUGGCUUGACAUUUAG
Molecule: messenger RNA, 3410 nt
Organism: Gaeumannomyces tritici R3-111a-1
Lineage: Eukaryota; Fungi; Ascomycota; Sordariomycetes; Magnaporthales; Magnaporthaceae
Product: dipeptidyl aminopeptidase B
Exons: 2
Coding region: 392-3208 (938 amino acids)
Biological process (GO): proteolysis
Molecular function (GO): dipeptidyl-peptidase activity; serine-type endopeptidase activity
Source: RefSeq, a predicted model, not a curated record